Molecule: messenger RNA, 1170 nt
Organism: Lodderomyces pseudojiufengensis
Lineage: Eukaryota; Fungi; Ascomycota; Pichiomycetes; Serinales; Debaryomycetaceae
Gene: SAP2
Product: Sap2p
Exons: 1
Coding region: 1-1170 (389 amino acids)
Biological process (GO): proteolysis
Molecular function (GO): aspartic-type endopeptidase activity
Source: RefSeq, a predicted model, not a curated record
AUGAAAUUUUCAACUUCUUCUUUGAUAAUUCAAUCACUUCUUGCUUCAAUUUCAAUUGCUUCACCAAUUGAAAAAAGAUCUCCAAAAACUUUAAAUUUAUCAUUUGAUGUUGUUAAACCUGGAAAUAAAUCAGAUGUACCAGCUGUUCAUUCUUCUAGCAAUUCUGAUAAUAAAAGAUCAGAAAGUUUAAAUCUUUAUAAUCAAGAAUUACAAUAUUUAACUAAAAUUAAAAUGGGAUCAAAUCAACAAGAAAUUUGGGUAGGAUUAGAUACUGGUUCAUCAAAUUUAUGGUUCCCCAGUUCAGAUGCUAUAUGUUAUUCAAAUUUACAAUGUAAAAAUUAUGGAUCAUUUGAUCCAAGUCAAUCAACUACUUAUCAUAAUUUAUCAACUGUUUUAUUUGCUACUUUUAAUGAUGGUAGAAAUGCAAAAGGUUAUUUUGCUAAAGAUGAUUAUUGGUUUGAUGAUGGUACUAAAUUAGAUCAAGUACAAUUUGGUUUAAUGAAUCAAGAUGAUAGAUAUAUUGGAUUAAUGGGUGUUGGUUUAACUAAUUUAGAACAAACUGAACCUGAAUAUCCAAAUUUUCCUAUAGCUUUAAAAAAUCAAGGUAUAAUUGAUAAAACUGCUUAUUCAUUAUUUUUAAAUGAACCAGGUUCAGCUUCUGGUAAUAUUUUAUUUGGUGGUGUGGAUACUGCAAAAUAUGAUGGUGAUUUAGCUAUAUUAGAUUUUGCAAAUUAUACAUGGAUUGGAGUAGAAGUUCAAUCAUUUACAACACCAGAUGGUAAAACUCAUGAUUUAAAAUUUAAUACUGCUUUAGAUUCAGGUACUACAUAUAUUAUAUUAAAUGCAGAAAUUGCAAAUCCCAUAUUAGAUGCAAUGGGAAUUGGAAGUUCAGAUACUGUUGCAUGUUCAUCAAUUGAUUAUUCUCAACAUUUAACUUUUAAUUUUAAUGGAGUUAGUAUUAAUUUACCUUAUACAUCAUUAUUUAAUGAUUUAGGUAAUGAUCAAUGUGUUUGUUUAAUAAAACCUGAAUGGGAAGGUGGUUCAGGAAACUUUUUUGGUGAUACUUUUUUACAAAAUGCUUAUGUUGCUUAUAAUUUAGAUACUAGAAAAAUUGGUUUAGCUCAAGCUAAUUAUAAUGGAGGUUCAAAUAUUGUUGAUUUUUGGUUUUAA